This is a messenger RNA of Chara braunii, 2642 nucleotides long. The record is from the annotation of a GenBank genome assembly. NCBI's taxonomy places the organism in Eukaryota, Viridiplantae, Streptophyta, Charophyceae, Charales, Characeae.
GCAGGAGCUAUAAAGGAAGAGCCUAUAGUCGUUGAGUCAGAUGGAGAGGGUGAAAGUGAGAGAGUGGAGCCAACAACAAUCCUUUUGGAGAAGAUGGAGGACUUGUGGGAGAAAAUGGGCCGAUACCAGCGGAAGCUGGUAGAUAUAUGCGAAGAAGUGAGGGAAUGGAGGGCCAGCAUCCUUAAAGUCUUCCUCUACGAAUCCGGCCCUGAAUCAGUACCUGGACGACAAGGCUACCCUGGAGUAGCCAUUGUAGGAUCAGGGCCUCGGUCUGGAAUGACCUUCAGGCCCCCUACUGCGCAAGGGAGAAUGGCACAAGUUGCGCAAACGAGAGGCCAGAGUAAGGCAAGCGCCAACCGAGAACCUCCUCGAAGGGAGCCGGAGCCAGAACGUAGGAAAGAGGCCGUGGAAGUAGAGGAGGACGACGAAGAGGAAGAGCAAGAUGAGAGGUUGCGCCAAGAGGAGGAUCGAAGGGCGGACCAAAGGGUCAAGAAGAGGGGAGCCCAGGAGGAAGCCGAACCGAUUCUGCACGAUGCGGCGCCGAAGAAAAAGAAGUAUGCGGUCCGAUUGGAGGAAGGGUUCGAUGUAGAGAAGGAUCUUGAUAAAGUCAUGAGCUUGCUUGAGGAGCACAACCUCACGGCAAGUGGAGCCAAAUCCAAACACUGCAUGAGGGAGGCUACCAUCUUAGGGUUCAUCUGUAGUGAAAAGGGUCGUCGACCGGACGUGAAAAAGACGGACAAGAUUAUCGAAUGGUCAGUACCAUUACAUUCGAUAACAGAUGUUAGAAGCUUCCUCGACACCUUUGGGUUCUGGAGGACCUUCAUUAAGAAUUUUGCCGCCAAGACCGAGCACUUGAGGAAGUUGCUUCGUCAAGAUCAGGAAUGGAUCUGGGGUGAGGAGCAGGACAAGGUUGUGGCUAGGAUGAAGAAGGAGUUUCGAGAAGGAGGGUUAGUAUUGGGAGCGUCGGACUAUGACGCUACGGAGAUAAGCUCGUUGAAUCCAACUGAGAAUGGAGAUGUGCUAGAACGCCAGGAUGACGAGUUUGAGGAGGGAGAGAUGAAAGAGGCAUUCCGUGCAGAGGAGUAUGAUGGAAUCUACCUGGAGCUGGGACUUCUCCUAUCAUGGGAGACAGCAGAGGAGAGACGGGCCAGAGUGGGGAAGCGCGUGGAGGAGAUUUGGGAGGAGAGGCAGAGAUUAGAGGCGACAGGAACACUUCCGGAUCAGCCACCUGACGCGCAAAUGUGGAAUGAGUUUUGGGGACAAUAUGGCGAGGGGUUGGCGGCUCCAAAGAAAGCAGGACUCGGGACAUCGAGGACGGCGGAUGAGUACCUGGACCGAAAGAUCCGCUUCCUGGCCAAGGCUUCUUUCAAUAGGUAUUUGAUGUUGGAAGACGAUCUGGCCGAAAAAAAGACGAAGGAAGUGAGUCAUGGAGUGCAUUUGGAGGCGGUUGAGGCAGAGGUCCGAGAGCCCAGGGCAUUGGUGGCUAGCCAAGCUGCCAUUAUCCAGGAUUUGAGACGGCAGCCUCGAGACGUGGCGGCCAGGACAGAAAGAAAGGGACCUACUAGAGUAAUGGACUGGACGGAGAGUGGUCAAUAUGGCAGUCAGGGGAAGUCAGCGCAGGACCUAUGUGAGCAGCCAUCCGUUGCUAGGCCUUCCCAGGGACCGCCCAUGGGGAAGGUUAUCCUAGGGCCAGAGGAGGCAAAGGCGAAGAGGGAGGCAGAGAGAGAGGCCUUUGAGUUCAGGGCACCUACUGAACUCGCCACUUUGCCGACGGCAUCUGUGGAGCCCAUGAGAGUGACUAUGCCAAUGUCAGUCGAGGGAGGACAACAAACAGCUAGCAGCGAGCCGGUUCAGGGUUCAGGGGAGGGGCCUAUGGAUGUGCUCCUGGAGGCGGUUGACACUAUGCAGGAGGGAGCGAGCGCAUCCAUACCCGAGCAGAGGGUGGAUGUUCUUCGUGAGGAGAUACCAGCAACUAUGGUAGAGGAGAUGCCUGAGGGCAGACCGCAGAGACUGGAUACCCCUGAGUACGUCCCAGAAAUGGGUGAACUGAGGAGUGGAUUAGGAUCUUGGGCCACCGGAUCAGGUUCUGGGAACCAGGCCCCUGGAACAGAGCAGCAGGAGGCUAUUACUGAGGUAGUGGGAUCUCCCUCAUCACCACCACCACCGCCAAGGAGAAAGAAGUUCAGAAGGAAGGUUGAUCAACUCUGCUUCUUCGGCAAGGAUGGUGUGCAUUGGGCUCUUGAGUGUCCUAAGUUCCUCAAGGACAAAGCAUCAAGGAAGGUCACUGAGAGUGAAGGAAGGAUGUAUGCUAGACAGGGUACAGUGGUGGAGAGAUCUGCAGAUGGGGGCAGGGCUCAGUUGUAUACGUAAAACCAGGAGGAGAUGAGUGAGUAGGGACUGGUUCACCUAUGUAUUGAUGGUCAUUACGACAUUAUGGGGUUGGGUUGAAUUGGCAUGUUUAGGGUCGGAUAAUUGAACCUACUUUUGCUCUUUUUUUUUUGGCCUUUUUAGGAUCUGGAGUACAUACGCUGUUGGUUGUACAGAUAGGAGAUUACAGCGUAUGAGUGUUAUCGAGUAUUUGUUAGCCACUGAGCUUUUUUCUUUGGGGACAUAAGGACCAUGAAUCAAUGACAUGGCAUGUA